AUGCGUGUUUCUGUAAAUGGUGGGACCAGUCUUGCUGACGGUCAGCUCUUUUUCUCCCACAAAAUGCCAGUAUAUGACAUCUUGACACUACAAGACCAGCAGCAUUGUAUAAUUACCCUAUCACAUGACCAUACUGUUCGUCUGUGGGAUACACGCCUACCCCAUCACAUUGGUCGUGAUAUGCAGCUUUGUGGCCGAACAUGUUUCUUCAACACCAUCAAUUCUGCAACUUCGAUCCACUCAACACUGCCUCAGAUUGCUCCGGCUAUGCGAUUCGAAUUUCCCGUCACCGCCGGUGAUGUUCAUCCUCUGGACGGCUCGCGAGCUAUUGCCCUGGCCAGUGCCGAUGGCUUUGUGCGAUUGUUUGAUCUUCGUCGCCUGUGUUCAUUAUCGAUGGACGCGUUGGCAACGGGUUUAAAGCGGGAAACGCCACAUCCAUAUCAAAUAGUUCGUCCUUUGGGUCUGGCUAGUCAGUCAAACUUCUCCCGUGAAAUUCGCCUUGACUAUGGUCCGCUAUUCAUCACCUCCGUGUGCUUUGAACCACUUCAUAUCUCCCUUAAUUUGAGUCUGCAACAAAGUCUUCGACGGCGUCGAUUCAAAUCGCAGUAUCCUGGACGGCGAAUGCUUGUCAGUCACAUGUAUUCCUCUGUAUUCCUCUUCGAUCUCAACAAACUAGAGGAGAAAAUUGAGGAGUUUUCGCAAUCUGCUGACCAGUUACCAUCAUCUGCCAGAAUUAAGGAGGAGGAGGGGAUGGGAGCUGAAGGAAGUACUGCUCAAUCAUUGGGAGACGUUGAGAGUUCUGAAAAUGUCGAGCCACGUGAGUCUAUUCAUAGUCUGAAAAAAAAUAAAAAACACAUCGGUUUUUAA
This is a messenger RNA of Hydatigera taeniaeformis, 867 nucleotides long. The record is from the annotation of a GenBank genome assembly. Lineage: Eukaryota; Metazoa; Platyhelminthes; Cestoda; Cyclophyllidea; Taeniidae.